AUGCGUGCCUCCAAGACCUUCAUCGCCAGCAGUGCGUUGGCAUUCGCUGCAGCGCAGAACAACAGCAACAGCGACCCGACCCUCACUGCUCUCAUUGGAGACACCCCUUCGCUGUCUGGCCUUGGAACAAUCCUCCAGGCGUAUCCCAACAUUGCUCGGUCCCUAGGCAAUGCGGAGAAUGUGACCGUCUUUGCUCCGAACAACGCCGCGAUCUCUGAACUACAGUCCUCUGGGUUGCUAGACGAUGCCACGGAAGACGACGUCGCCGCCAUCCUCAACUACCAUGUCCUGCAAGGUAUGGUAUACUCCUCGGCGAUCUCGGAGACGCCAGUGUUCGCACCGACGCUCCUGGACGAUGAGAUGUACGCCAACGUGACGGGCGGCCAGGUCGUGGAGGUCGCUCUCGACGGCCAGGACGUCGUCCUCACGUCAGGUCUGAAGCUCGAAUCGACCGUGGUGCAGGCUGACGUCAACUACACCAACGGUGUUGUACAUAUCAUCGACAGCGUACUGCAGGUCCCGCGCAACGUCUCGACGACCGCAAUUGGGGCUGGCUUGACCGCGCUCGCCGGCGCUCUCACCCUUACCGAUCUGGUUGAUACAGUGGAUGGAUUGAGCGACGUGACAAUCUUCGCUCCAACCAAUGCCGCCUUCCGGGCUAUUGGUCGCACUGCCGCCAACCUUAGCACUUCAGACCUGACGGACAUCCUUACCUACCACGUCAUCAACGGCACAGUGGUCUACAGCGCCGAUAUCACCGAAGGCUCUGUCACCACUCUGCAGGGCGAUGAUGUUGAGAUCACCGUCGAGGACGAUGCCGUCUUCGUCAACGGCGCACGUGUCAUUCUUGCCGAUGUGCUUGUCGCCGGAGGUGUGGUCCACGUCAUCGACUCUGUCCUCAACCCAGCCAACGCAACCGCCGAGGCGGACCCAUCCGCGACCACUGGCGUUGUGCAGUUCAGCGGCGCUUCCUCGGCCUCGGCAACCCCGUAUACCUCUGGGAUUCCAACUGCGUCGACUACCAACCCUGGCUUGACCCAGACGACGAAUGAGGUGGCUGCAACUGGCGGCUCCGGAGGCAACGGUGGUAGCGGCAGUGGCAGCUCGAGCUCGAGCUCUGGUAUUGCAGCGCUGCCUACUGGUGCGGUUGGCGCUGCGGCCCUCUUCGGUGGUGCUGCCUUCCUUGCCAACUGGUAG
Molecule: messenger RNA, 1197 nt
Organism: Saxophila tyrrhenica
Lineage: Eukaryota; Fungi; Ascomycota; Dothideomycetes; Mycosphaerellales; Extremaceae
Exons: 2
Coding region: 1-1197 (398 amino acids)
Source: RefSeq, a predicted model, not a curated record